AUGAAGCUGUCUAUCCUUUCCACUCUUGUUCUUCCCUUCCUGGCGGCCGCCGGCCCAUCGGGAUACCAGAUCUUGUCCUCUCGCUCGGCCUCUCCCGUCCACCUCCUGCCCAUGAAUGCCAAUGGAGGAGCCUUCUACCUGGGGGGAAACACGUCGACUUACUGUCCUCCCCAGGUUGGCAGUUGUCCCCCGGGGACGCAGACCGUUCUCGCCCCAGGAGGCGCUGCAUUGGACGUCACCGUACCUGGAGGCCAAGAGCUCUACAUCUCCCCCACUGGGGCCCUGAGCUUCACCCAGCCUCACUCAGCCUAUGUCCCCCCCGGUUCAGUGCUGGGUCCGUUCAGCAUCGCUGCCCGCUCUGGUUCGACGCUGCCUCAUUACUCGACCACCGCUUGGGGUGCGUCGGGGUUCAUGGCUUGUCCCACGAAAGAUCAUCGGUGGCAGGUUUUCGUGGCUGCGCAGAAUGUCACAGCCCCCUUGGGCAAGGUGGAGGACUGUCUUGGGUUUAGUGCUAUUGCUUUCCCGUAUAAUGGGUCCAUUCCUGCUUGGGAGUAUGUUUAG
This is a messenger RNA of Monascus purpureus, 561 nucleotides long. Lineage: Eukaryota; Fungi; Ascomycota; Eurotiomycetes; Eurotiales; Aspergillaceae. The record is from the annotation of a GenBank genome assembly.